Molecule: messenger RNA, 1983 nt
Organism: Momordica charantia (bitter melon)
Lineage: Eukaryota; Viridiplantae; Streptophyta; Magnoliopsida; Cucurbitales; Cucurbitaceae
Source: RefSeq, a predicted model, not a curated record
UCUUCCCCAAACUGCUGCGUUGAAUGAUUGGUCAACGGAGUGAAUAUGCUUAUUCAAAUUGUUGUUAUUAGUUAUUAAUGUCAUUUACCCCUUUCGCUUUGCCUCUGCCUUUUGUCCAUUGAUUUAACUGAUUCCAGUACCUGAAAUUUGCAGAAGCUUUGCGCGAGUUGAAUACAAGCUUGGCGCUCUCUCUUGACCAGCGCAGCAGUGAAUCGCGGCUUAAUGCCUCUAAAAAUCAACCUCUCCCAAUUAACCAAUACCAGGGAUUCUCACUGCCAAUUAAGGAAAAGGCCACCCCAUAAAAGAAAUGGAGUCUCUCUGGUUCUUGGAAGAAGGGCACUUUUUGGCGAACCAAUCCUGCUCAUAUUCACGGCUUCUCAGAACAGUGAGUUGAUGCACAGUAUUCAGUUCGAGUUCAUUACUUGUGCUGCACAACAAACUCCAGAGGUUGAAGGCGUGAAAAAUUCAAUUGCUUAGCCACUACAUCUUGGCUUGCUUUCUUGAAACUUUUCAGACGAAAUUCGAUAUAUGCAUUAACCUCCUCUCCUCCCUCGCAUUCUGCAUUUUUUAACCGCAUGGGAGCUUGGUUUCAGUCUCUUUCCCAGUCCAAAACCACCAGGAAGAGCAGCAGGAUGGAAGAUGGACCUUGGAAUUUGCUUACAGGGUCCCCCAAAAACUCUUGGCAGCCGAUCAUGACAGAUGAUACAACAGCUUCCAGUUACUGGCUCAACUGGAGGGUCGUUCUUUGCAUUAUAUGGGUUCUGUUGACCUUAAGUUUUGCACUGUUCCUGAUAUGGAAAUAUGAGGGCCGUGGGAAUAAGGAAUGUAACAGAGAAGAAACUCAGAAUGAAGAAGCUGGAGCUUUGUAUGAUGAUGAAACAUGGCGGCCCUGCUUCAAGGGAGUACAUCCUGCUUGGCUAUUGGCCUUCAGAGUAUUGGCUUUCUCUGUGCUCUUGAUGCUCCUCAUUGUCACCGCUAUGGUCGAUGGAGGUGCCAUAUUUUACUUCUAUACUCAGUGGACUUUUACUUCAAUCACCAUUUAUUUUGGGCUUGGAUCACUGCUCUCCCUUAAUGGCUGCUACCAAUAUCAGAAGAAAGUUUGUGGUGAGAAGGUGGGUAAUGUGGAAGGAGAUGCAGAACAGGGUACUUCAGCAGCUGGCGGAGACGGUUCGAUUACUUCAAAUGCAGGGAAAAAUCCAUCCCUUGGUGAAGAACAUCACCUCCGGCGCCAACCUGCUGGCUUUUGGGGUUAUGUCUUUCAGAUUAUCUUCCAGAUGAAUGCAGGUGCUGUUAUGCUGACAGAUUGCGUCUUUUGGUUCAUAAUUGUUCCAUUUCUCACCAUCAAAGAUUACAACCUAAAUUUUUUGAUAAUAAAUAUGCACACAAUCAAUGCUGUUUUCUUGCUUGGAGACACCGCCUUGAAUUCUUUGCGAUUCCCAUGGUUUCGGAUUGGAUAUUUCUUCCUCUGGACGGUUAUUUACGUGAUCUUUCAAUGGAUUGUUCAUGCUUGUGUGAGACUAUGGUGGCCAUAUCCAUUUCUAGACCUCUCAUCUUCAUAUGCCCCUCUUUGGUACUUAUCUGUGGCUCUUAUGCAUAUUCCUUGCUACGGAAUCUUCGCACUGAUUAUGAGGCUGAAACACCACGUAUUUUCGACACGGUGCCCUCGAUCGUAUCAAUGUACAAGGUAACCAAGGAAGGCCUGAAAGACAUUGUUAAAAUUCUCCAAAGGAGGAAAACAAGCAUAAACGGGCCAAAGCAAACUCGAUGUAUUGAUCCAUAGGGAAAAGUGGUUGAUGUAUAUGAGUUCUGCAGAAAUACCAAUCUUGAUAGAAAAGAAAGAAGCAAAAGGUGCAAGGUUUUCUUAGGCAAUUAGAUUAACCAUCUCAAAAGAGUUGUAUGGAUAAUAGAUAUAACUUAUAUGUAAGUAACCCACAGGAAUAUGUUCUAUUUGGUAUAGAAUAUAAAGAGAGCUCAGCUUUGUUC